Molecule: messenger RNA, 1195 nt
Organism: Laetiporus sulphureus 93-53
Lineage: Eukaryota; Fungi; Basidiomycota; Agaricomycetes; Polyporales; Laetiporaceae
Exons: 4
Coding region: 1-1020 (339 amino acids)
Source: RefSeq, a predicted model, not a curated record
AUGGUGCAUGACGGAUAUCAGCUGCAGGAGCAAUCAACCGAAAACGAUCAUGUACCAUUCACCUCGUCGACACACGCCCACCUCCUCCGCGAGCAUCAACCAUGGAAAGGCCAUCGCACCACCGGCAUGUCGAUGAGCAUGCACCUGCGGUCAAAUAUUGAGGUCGUACGGUCGUUGCGGGCAGGUAUCGGCGCGUCGCCAAAGUUCUUUGGCAAACGACAGCCAUAUAUAGUCGAUACGGUGCAGGACAUGUGCGACAGCGGGAAGCGUACACUCAUGUCAGUGGAAGCCAAUCCGUCGACAGUCAAGCUGUUCAUUGUCGAGCUGCUCCGAUGGCGCGUCACAGCACCAGAGAGGACUGUGUCACUCGCCACAUGCCUAGCAGGAUACUUGGGAUGUUAUGUGAGACUUGAGGAUCGUCUUGACAUUGACCGCCAGUUCGCGCCAGAUCAGGUCCUCGACGUCGUUGCCGCAGACAUCAACCUUCGCACGAGCCCGACUCAAGUUGUGGGAGCACUGUUAUUCUACGCCGUUCAAGCUCAAGGCCCUGUGCCUAUCAUGAGGAACGUCCCGUCCGGUCCUUCUCACGGUUCUGGGCGUGCACAUGUAGGCUGUGGCCGCGAAGUCUGGUUCAUUGACCAUGUUGGAGGCAGCGCAAGGAGAGAGAUGUUCAGUAUCGAGUCGGGUCCAGAGGAUUGGAAACAGAAACGCAGAGAGAUCGAUCUCACCAACAUGAGCGACACGAUGGACCGUAACAUUCCCACGCAAUCAACAUCAGUGGAGGGUAGGUUGCAAUUUAUCGUUCCCAUUAGCCCCAUGUUUACUGACAUUCCCGCUCUCCCUUCCACUCGUUCAAUGGAAUACGCAACUGCUGCACCAGGGCCAUCCCUUGCCAGGGGGAAUGCCUUUUGCAUUGGCACUAACAAUCGCAGCAUGGAGCGCCUUACAACCCCCCACCGCCAACUGUAUCUCUCUGGGAAUAAUGAUGAUACUAUCGAGAUAACAUCUGCAUCUACAUGACAAUUACGGAUCCCGCCCGUGGAUUCCAGUAAAUACAUAGCUAAUUCGAACCUCUCAGAGAUAGGUAUAUUCACCUCCUGUCCGCGAGGUCAGGGGAGUUACAAAAUAAUUUGAGGACACCAGCACGAUGGAUCUUCAUCCAAGAUAAUAAUACCAGCGAUACAUCAGAGGAGAG